Molecule: messenger RNA, 1818 nt
Organism: Lycium ferocissimum
Lineage: Eukaryota; Viridiplantae; Streptophyta; Magnoliopsida; Solanales; Solanaceae
Product: blue copper protein-like
Exons: 4
Coding region: 252-1055 (267 amino acids)
Cellular component (GO): plasma membrane
Molecular function (GO): electron transfer activity
Source: RefSeq, a predicted model, not a curated record
CUCAAAAGACAAACGGUAUGGACCAAAAAAAAUGUCUACUUACAAUACUUAGUUACUUUACGAGAAUAUCAAUGGAAUAUAUCCCUUAGUUUACUCAUUGGGGUUCACGUACUUAGAAUUCAACGGAACCACUUCGUCAUCCUCUAUGAAUUUUGUUGUUAAGUAUAAGCUAUAAAUGGCCACACCAAUUUUUCUUACUGCAAGGCAUUCUAAAAGUUUUCUUUUAAAAAAGCUCCUAGGACAAUUUUUCCAUGGCUUCCAAGAUUAUUUUCUGUUUUAUGAUUGGGCUUGCAGGAUUUUUGCCUACAAUCACAAUGGCAACUGAGCAUUGGGUUGGGGGUGAGAAAGGCUGGACCCGGCAAUUCUGCGAAUUGCCCGUUGAUUAUCAAGAUUGGGCCAAGGAUAAAACUUUCAAGAUUGGAGACACCUUAGUCCCUCCACCAAGUGAAGGACUUACUACAGGCCAUGAUGUGAUUACAUUGGCUAGCCCUGGUAAAAAAUGGUACAUUUGUGGUUUUCCUACACAUUGCUCUGACCAUAACCAAAAGCUUGUCAUCAACGUCGAGGACGGAGCUCCGGCACCAGCACCUGCAGCUCCGGCACCACCAAUGAAGUAUUGGGUUGGAGGUGAUAAGGGAUGGACCAUUGAUGUAGAUUAUCAAGCUUGGGCCAAGGACAAAACUUUUAAGGUUGGAGACACCUUAGUUUUUAAGUAUACCAAAGGGCAUCAUAACGUGUUAAAAGUAAACCAAACAGCUUUCAAAGACUGCAUAGCUACUGCACCAAGUGAAGCUUUAACUUCUGGUAAUGAUGCAAUCACUUUGACAUCUCCUGGUAAAAAAUGGUACAUUUGUGGUAUUCCAACACAUUGCUCCGACCAUAACCAAAAGCUUGUCAUCACUGUGGAAGCCGGAGCUCCGACACAGGCACCGGCACCGGCACCGGGACCAGCCACUAAAGAUGAUUCAAACAAUUCAUACAAGUUUACUACAUCUGCAAACAAGAUUUUUGUUGGUGGUCUGGUUUUAAUUUGGACAAUUCUAACAUUAGUUUAAUCCAAGUUGAGUGAACUUUGGAAUGUUACAUUUGUGUUGGAACAUAGGACUUUUGCCUUCUUCUAGGCAGGAAUAAAUGAAUAAUUUGGUUAUCUUUUGAGGAGAGAUUUUUAUUUUGUGAGGGAUGCGAGGGUGCUAAUAAUGCUAAGUCUUUUCAUUGACUGUAACGAUAUUUCUACCUGUAUGUGUACCUGGAAUAAUAACUUUUUAUCCCCUUCUUUCAUAUAACUCUCUUAACAUGUAUUUAUACUUGUCAGUAUCUUUCUUCUACUAUAUAUUUUGUCCAAGGAAAGAGAAAGAAGAAGGUGAUGACAAAGAAAAAUAAUGUAGCUAUUGUUUAUCUUUUUAUUGUUUGGUUCAACUAUAAAUAGAAUAAAUGAGCAACGCAGAAGGAACUCUUUAACCAUAUAACAAGAGUAUUAAUGUGAGAAAAAAAAACCUACUCUAAAUUUUCUCCAAUCCUCUUCCUUUCAGUGUCUUACACAUGAACUUAUCAGAAGAAAUUUUUGACCCUACCUAGUCAAAUAUCUAAAUAAAGUAGAACUUCAACAUGAUUUGAAACUGAAAGAAAAAAAUAAUAAUCUGGAAUGAAUAUAUCAACACCAAUACGAAUUCUUUGUUCCCUUGAUGUAAAGGUUUACUUAUUGAUUCAAAACAGCCAUACAAUUGACACUCAGGCAUUCAGGUAGAUGACAGCAGCAAAACUCAAUAAAUAGCGAUACAUUGAUACACAUCAAUCCAAGUAUCGUUCCAGAUAAUUUAA